Molecule: messenger RNA, 1089 nt
Organism: Penicillium waksmanii
Lineage: Eukaryota; Fungi; Ascomycota; Eurotiomycetes; Eurotiales; Aspergillaceae
Product: FAD-dependent oxidoreductase
Exons: 4
Coding region: 1-1089 (362 amino acids)
Molecular function (GO): FAD binding; D-amino-acid oxidase activity
Source: RefSeq, a predicted model, not a curated record
AUGGCGCAAAAAAAUGUGGUUAUCGUUGGUGCUGGAGUUGCUGGGUUGACAACGGCCCUCCUCCUUUCCAAGGACCCCAUAUACAAGAUUGUUGUAACUGCAAAACAUAUGCCCGGUGACUAUGAUAUUGAAUAUGCUUCCCCAUGGGCUGGAGCAAACUAUAUGCCUGUUUCUUACACUGGUACCGACUCAGCAGAGUGGGAUAAGAACACCUGGGGUCCGCUGGAGGAGCUGGCCCGCAAUCACCCAGAUGCCGGUAUCCAUUUUCAAGAGUGUCAGAUUCUCAACCGGGCCAAAGACAGCCAGUCUGCCACGGCGGCCUGGUUUGCCGAACUGCUCUCGCCCAACCCGUGGUUCAAAGACGUCGUGCCCAAGUUCCACCCGCUUCCCAAGAGUGAGCUUGGCCCUGAAAUUGAUCACGGAGUUUCCUUCAUGUCUGUCUGCAUAAAUACGGCCAUCUACCUCCCUUGGCUCGUUUCACAAUGUUUAAAGCGCGGAGUCAUUUUUAAGCGCGCCUUUUUUAAUCAUAUUCUAGACGCCACAAAUCCUGGUGUUCAUCCAUUAGACAAGGUUCAUGUUGUCGUCAACUGUACUGGACUCAUGGCUAGCAAAAUCGGUGGUGUCGAAGACGAGGCUGUUGUGCCUGCUCGAGGACAGAUUGUUGUCGUCCGCAACGACGCUGGAAGGAUGCUAAGUAUCUCUGGAACCGACGAUGGAGAUGAUGAAGCGUGUUACGUUAUGACAAGAGCGGCUGGUGGCGGCACAAUUCUGGGCGGCUGCUACCAGAAGGGUAGCUGGGAUGGCAAUGUUGACCCCACCCUUGCAAUCCGGAUUAUGAAAAGGGCGGUCAAGCUCUGUCCUGAGUUGACAGACGGAAAAGGGAUUGAGCAUCUGGAUAUUGUUCGUCACGGCGUUGGUUUGCGGCCGGUGCGAGAAGGUGGAACCAGAAUCGAAAAGGAACGCAUCGGAGGCGUGACAGUGGUGCACAACUAUGGUUCAGGCGGAGCCGGAUAUCAGAAUUCGUAUGGGUGCUCACUGGCAGCGGUGAAGCUGAUUGAGGAGGCUGUGGCUUCACAAUCGAGGCUGUAG